This is a messenger RNA of Ruditapes philippinarum (Manila clam), 1989 nucleotides long. RefSeq lists its product as uncharacterized. NCBI's taxonomy places the organism in Eukaryota, Metazoa, Mollusca, Bivalvia, Venerida, Veneridae. The transcript has a single exon. The record is from RefSeq and is a predicted model, not a curated record. Bases 1 to 1989 code for a protein of 662 amino acids.
AUGACCGUUAGUGUGCAGGAGAGUCUCAACCUGCCAAAACCUGAACUGUUAACAUUUAAUGGAAACCCGUCGGAUUAUGGUAAAUUCAUCUGUAAUUUUGAGACAAAUAUAGAAUCAAGGGUAAAUGACAAUAGGUUAAAACUAAGCUAUCUAAUUCAGUUUUGUCAAGGUGACGCUAAGCGUAGUAUUGAGGAUUGUGUUGUGUUGCCGACCGAGGAGGGAUUCGAACGAGCGAAAUCGAUUUUAGAAUCUAGGUAUGGUAAGCCACAUUUAGUUGCAAGAUCACAUGUAGAGAAAUUAAUCAAUGGCAACAGUAUAAGAAAUAAUGACAUUAAGGGUCUCAUGAAUCUGUCUCUUGACAUGGAAAAAUGUCAGAUCAAUUUAUCACAAGUAGGGUUCAUGUCGGAUCUUAAUAACACUGAAAAUCUAAGAAAAAUUGUUCGCAGAUUACCUUUUAAUAUUAGGUCGAAAUGGGUCGAGCGAGCAAGCCGCUUAAUUGAGCAGGGAAUCGAACCAUCAUUUGAUGAUCUUCUUACCUUUGUAAAAGAGAGGGCCACAGUUGCAAAUACUAUGUACGGCCAUGACCUGCAUUAUGAGUCAAAAUCUGUUCAAGUUAGGAAACCUCAAAUGACCUCUCCCCCGCGCGAGAAAUUUGUAACUCUAUCCACUAGCUCUAGCAAUAAAUUUCUAGGUAACGGUCUACCACAGAAACGCUCUGCGUGUUUAUCUUGUGUAUACUGCAGAGAGGGUCAUAAACUCAUUGAUUGCCCGAAGUUUAAAUUGAUUGACCUUAAGGAAAAGUUGAAUGUUGUCAGAAUGCACAAAAUGUGCGAGAACUGUCUAAACUUUAAACACUCUGCUAAAUUCUGUCGCAAAAAUAGUCUUUGUGAAGUUUCGGGUUGCAAAGAGAAGCAUCAUACUAUGUUGCAUGAUGAAAUUAGGCAUGUUGAAUAUAAUAAUGGACAGAGUAAUUGCUGUAAUGUUUCACAGUUAGGUAGUAAACGUAAUCGGGUGAGUUUACGGAUCGUCCCUGUAGUAGUACAAAAUGGUAACAAACAGGUGAAAACGUACGCCUUGCUCGACGAAGGUAGUGACGUAACACUCUGCAGUGAUGAGCUUGUUAGGAAAUUGGGAGCCGUAGGUAUACGCCGUGAGUUUACUAUUACAACAGUAAAUCAGUCUACUGAAAGGAAAAGGGGCUUAGAAGUACAGUUUAAGGUAAGUUCUUUAGAUAAAAGGGAAACCUUAGAUUUAAAUAAAGUAUGGUCAGUGCGUAAAAUGCCCAUAUCUCUGGAUUCAUUGCCCGAUCGUAGAGAGGUAAGUAAGUGGAGACAUUUAGAUGGUAUUGACUUACCGCAGAUAAGCGAAGGGCAAGUUGAACUAUUGAUAGGUAGUGAUGUACCUGAAGCCUUCUGGGUAGAGGAAGAAAGGCGAGGAAGAAGAGGCGAGCCUUAUGCUAUACGAUCGCUCUUGGGGUGGAGCAUUAUAGGACCCGCAGGUAAGAGUACACUGCAAACGGCUGUCAAUGUAAAUUUUCAGCAAAGCCUGAGCGUGCAUGACCAGAUUGAUAAACUAUGGAAUACCGAUUUUCCGGACAUGAAACUUGAUAGUGGUGUAGGCAUGUCGCAAGAAGACCGCCGUGCACGCUCAUUGAUGGAAAAUUCGAUUACUCUUGAAAAUGGUCACUACAAGUUAGGUCUCCCAUGGCGGGACAAGGGUGUUCAUUUACCAAACAAUAAAUCAAUGGCUCUCAAACGAUUCGAUCAUUUAAAGAGAAAACUUGGUAAAAACGAGGAGUUAUACACCCUUUACAAGAACACUAUGGAAGGCUAUAUUGAACAGGGUUAUGCUGAACGGUUACUUGAGACUGGUCUAAACGAUGAUAGGCGCGUGUGGUACCUUCCUCAUCACCCUGUGAUAAAUCCAAAGAAACCUAAUAAGGUAAGAAUUGUUUUCGAUUGUGCAGCAAAGUUUAGGGCACUUCCUUGA